Messenger RNA from Panicum virgatum (switchgrass), 672 nucleotides. RefSeq names its product probable xyloglucan endotransglucosylase/hydrolase protein 28. The record is from RefSeq and is a predicted model, not a curated record. The transcript is spliced from 4 exons. NCBI's taxonomy places the organism in Eukaryota, Viridiplantae, Streptophyta, Magnoliopsida, Poales, Poaceae. Gene Ontology annotation, molecular function: hydrolase activity, hydrolyzing O-glycosyl compounds. The coding region runs from base 1 to 672 and encodes 223 amino acids. Gene Ontology annotation, biological process: carbohydrate metabolic process.
AUGGCGUCCGGCGCGUCGUCGUCUCCCCCGCUGUCGGUGCUCUCGCUCGCUGCGGUCGUCGUCCUCCUGCUCGCGGCGCGCGGCGGGGCCAGGCCGCCGCACUCGCUCCGCGGCGUGCGCCCGCUCGCCUUCGACGAGGGGUACGCCCAGAUCUUCGGCAGCAGCAACCUCGCGCUCCUCCGCGACGGCCGCCGCGUCCACCUCGCCCUCGAUGAGUCCACCGGCGCCGGGUUCGCGUCGCAGGACCUGUUCCUCCACGGCUUCUUCAGCGCCGCCAUCAAGCUGCCCGCCGACUACGCCGCGGGCGUCGUCGUCGCGUUCUACCUGUCGAACGGCGACGUGUACGAGAAGACGCACGACGAGCUGGACUUCGAGUUCCUGGGCAACGUGCGCGGGCGCGAGUGGCGGGUGCAGACCAACGUCUACGGCAACGGCAGCACCCACGCCUGCCGGGAGGAGCGCUACGACCUCCCCUUCGACCCCACCGACGACUUCCACCACUACUCCAUCCUCUGGACCAGCCAACGCAUCAUAUUCUACGUGGACGAGACCCCGAUCCGGGAGGUGGUGCGGACGGCGGCCAUGGGCGCGGCGUUCCCGUCCAAGCCCAUGUCCCUGUACGCCACCAUCUGGGACGGCUCCACCUGGGCCAAUGCCAGCGCCAGCCAUUGA